Molecule: messenger RNA, 3227 nt
Organism: Grammomys surdaster
Lineage: Eukaryota; Metazoa; Chordata; Mammalia; Rodentia; Muridae
Gene: Mmp20
Product: matrix metallopeptidase 20
Exons: 10
Coding region: 19-1467 (482 amino acids)
Biological process (GO): amelogenesis; proteolysis; extracellular matrix organization
Cellular component (GO): extracellular matrix
Molecular function (GO): metalloendopeptidase activity; zinc ion binding
Source: RefSeq, a predicted model, not a curated record
GCAAGCGACCGAGAGGAGAUGAAGGUGCUACCUGCUUCUGGCCUUGCUGUCCUUGUCACGGCUUUAAAGUUUGCCACUGCAGGCCCCAACCUACUGGCACCCACCCCUAAGACCUUCAGGAGCAACUAUCACCUCGCACAGGCCUAUCUUGACAAGUAUUACACAAAGAAAGGAGGCCCCCAGGCUGGCGAGAUGGUGGCAAGAGGAAGCAACCCCAUGGUCAGAAAGAUUAAGGAGCUACAAAUGUUCUUUGGCCUCAAAGUCACUGGGAAGUUGGACCAGAAUACAAUGGAUGUGAUCAAGAAGCCCCGCUGUGGAGUUCCUGAUGUGGCUAACUACCGCCUCUUCCCAGGUGAACCCAAAUGGAAAAAAAAUAUUUUGACAUACAGAGUCUCUAAGUACACGCCCUCCAUGAGGCCCACUGAGGUGGACAAGGCUGUACAGAUGGCCCUGCACGCGUGGAGUACAGCUGUCCCGCUGAACUUCGUUAGAAUAAGCUCUGGGGAAGCAGAUAUCAUGAUAUCUUUUGAAACUGGAGAUCAUGGGGAUUCCUACCCAUUUGAUGGGCCUCGAGGGACUCUGGCCCAUGCAUUUGCACCCGGAGAAGGCCUGGGAGGAGACACACAUUUCGACAAUGCUGAGAAGUGGACUAUGGGAACGAAUGGGUUCAAUUUAUUCACCGUCGCUGCUCAUGAAUUUGGCCAUGCUCUGGGCCUGGGCCAUUCCACAGACCCAUCAGCACUGAUGUACCCAACUUAUAAGUACCAGAACCCCUAUAGGUUUCAUCUCCCCAAGGAUGACGUGAAAGGAAUCCAAGCAUUAUAUGGACCCCGGAAAACAUUCCCAGGAAAGCCCACCAUGCCCCAUAUACCACCUCACAAGCCAUCCAUCCCUGACCUUUGUGACUCAAGCUCAUCCUUUGAUGCGGUGACAAUGUUGGGAAAGGAGCUUUUGUUCUUCAAGGAUAGGAUUUUCUGGAGAAGGCAGGUGCACUUGGCAGCAGGGAUUCGGCCCAGCACCAUCACCAGCUCCUUCCCUCAGCUCAUGUCCAAUGUGGAUGCAGCUUAUGAAGUGGCUGAACGAGGCAUUGCUUUCUUCUUCAAAGGUCCUCACUACUGGGUCACUCGAGGAUUCCAGAUGCAAGGUCCUCCUCGGACAAUUUAUGACUUCGGGUUCCCAAGGCAUGUGCAGCGAAUAGAUGCUGCCGUCUACCUCAAGGAGCCUCAGAAGACCCUUUUCUUUGUGGGAGAGGAGUACUACAGCUAUGAUGAAAGAAAAAAGAAAAUGGAAAAGGACUACCCAAAAAACACUGAAGAAGAGUUUUCAGGAGUGAGUGGCCAUAUAGAUGCUGCCGUGGAACUGAAUGGCUACAUUUACUUCUUUUCAGGACCGAAAACAUUCAAGUAUGAUACAGAGAAGGAAGACGUGGUUAGUGUGGUGAAAUCCAGCUCCUGGGUUGGUUGCUGAAUCGUCAGGUCUCAUCUCUCCACAGGGAUCAAGAGCGUUGUGAGCAACUGAUGACUGGACAUUACGGACUAAGUGGUGUGUCAGAGACACUCUUCUCCAGCCUUCAGUCCUGUGGGUGAUUGAAGGUUCCUUAAAAAUAAUAACAAUUCUAUUGCUUUUCCUAAAAUUCAUUCACAAUUUUAAUCUAAAUGAGAAGCUACCUUUAUUCAGAAUUGCAUAAUAUACCCUUUAGUUAAAUAUUCACUUUUUUCCUACCUACUGUAGUAAAGCAAAUUGAUCACUUUGGUUUCUGUUUGUAGGAAAAAGACUAUGUGCACACACACACACACGCAUGUUUCAUUAAGCAAGGUCAUUACCAUACAAACUAUAAUUACUCUUUAAAAACAAUGACCAUCAUUUACUAUGCUAGAUAUAAAUGUACUUAUUUGUGUUUUGAAGGUAUCACAAACAAACUGCACCACCAGGUGUGUUCUUGGCUCUGGCUGUCCUCUGUGUCUCCCACUGGCCUCUGAAGUGGGUUGGUAGACAAACGUUCAAAUUAAUCUUCAUGCUUCCCAACAGCUGGACACCACAAUAGGGACCCUUUCUAGCAAAACCCAAUAAACAUCUUGUGUUCCUCAUUUCUCUUUUCUGUUAAUACUUACUAGCUCUUAUCACGCUUUAUUUGGCAACAAAUUCUGUGUACCUGUAGAAAAUGUAAACGAUAGUAUCAUAAGUACACAGAGCCAGGAAAAAUAACACUGCCUAACCUAUUUCCUACUUCCUGGUAGCAACCCCAGUGGAGAUGUCUUUGAUCCACCUCAGUUUCUUCUAAAUAGUUUUCUAUUUUAGGAAGUUUAUUUUUUUGUUGUUUUAGUUUGUUUGUUUGUUUAUUUGUUUUAAUUCAAACAAAACCUUUUCUUCCCAACUCUACUGUUAACAACACAGAAAGAAUAACUGCUAUCAGUCUUGUGGUUUUUAAAAUUUUUAGUACUAGAAUUCUAGAACCAGUCUAGAGAAAAUCUACAACAUUUUAAGAGUUCUAAAAUUGAGUAAUAUUUUUACUUCAUAGGUUACUUAGAAGAGCUAUGGUUUAUAACAUCUAUAACCUGUCAUUGUUAGCAUCAUUUAUUAAAUUUGUUUCAUAUACUCAUGAAAAAACUUAAUGACACUCUGUUGUUCCAUUUGGCUUCACUGUGCAUACCAACCAGAUGCUGACUGUUGAAGACAAUAUCUGAUACCUUUGCUGUCUAAGCUCAAGGUGCCCUACUGAGAAACAAGCUAUUUCACUUUUAUUGCAGGCUAGAAUCAUCUUACUAUCAAUAAGCAAAAAACAAAAGCAAACAAACAGGGGCUAGAGAGAUGGUUCAGAGGCUAAAAAAUGCUUGCUGCUCUUCCAAGGACCGGAGUUCAGUCUACAGCACCCACAUGGACAACUUACAACCAUCUGUUAACUCUGGUUCUAGGCAAUCUGAUCCUCUCGUGUGACCUCCUUGGGCACCUGCACAUAUGUGUGCAUGUUGACAUACAUGCAUAUAAAUAAAAAUAGUUUCAAAAGCAAGCUAAGAGCAAAGUGAUGUGGCAAGACCUCACAAUGUUAAGCAGAAACCCAGCAACUACACUACUGUAUGUAAAUAUCUGUGAGAAAUUAAAGCACAAAAACUUGCACACCAACAUCCAUGGCAGAAUUAUUCACAAUAGCCAAAAGUGGAAAGAUAUCCAUCACAUAAUGCAUGUGUGAAUAAAUGUGGUAGAUUCAGACAAUGAAAUGUGUAUUAAAC